GUUUGCGCAUUUCGUUAAUCUCCGCUCUCAAAAAUCCCACGCUCUCUUCUUCUAACAAACAGCUCGAUCUUCCUCUUCAAGAUUCAAAAAUCAAGAAUAUCAAGAAAUCAAGAUUCGAGAGAGAGAAUUCUCCAAAACCCAAAUCUCAUUCUCCUCAUCUUCGCGUUUGGUAGGCGAGCUCGAUCGGUACGUAUCAAUCUUACCAUUUUCCCUACAUUGCCCACAAUCCAUUUGUGUUUUUUCCUCGAAAAUAAUCUCUUCCUGUUAGAGAGAGCCUCUGCUGUUAUGCACGUGCAACCCCAACUAGCUCUAGCGCAUGGCACGUAAGAAGAACAAAACGAAGCCGCCUGCCGCACCCCCGAAAAAACCACCACCAGCCCCACCCGGCCUCACCUCUUCCGUCCAAGAUGAGCCUUCCAAUCAACCCAAACCAACCACCACCACCCCAAUUCCCGACUCUGUCAAGAGCGAGUGUGAGCAGGCCCUCAACGCACAAGAAGAGCGGCGGAAGGAGAUGAGGCUCCUGCAGCAGAAACUGUAUGCACCAAAUCCCCAGCAAGAUGAUGAUCGAAUCUCCCUUGAAUCUUUGUCUGGGCCUAAAAUAAAACUGGCCAACAAGCGGAAGAAUGCAGAACUUCAGAAGAUGACUACUGACUGGCUCCAAAGGAUUACUUCAGUUCGAAAGUAUUGGAACUCGUUGAGUGUCGAGAAGAGACGGAGUUUUCUUGAAGUGAGUUUCCACGAUCUCUGGGCCCGCUACUCCUCAGAAGAAGAUGUGUUAGCAUUAGGUGUGCUUUCGGAAGCUCUCUCAUAUGCCGAGCAUAAAAAGACCUUGAAGUUCUGGGUAUGCUGUUGUUGCAGUUCGGAAUUCAAGGACUGCGAAUCCCACAAGCAGCAUGUGUUGGCGCAUAUUAGCAACCUGGAAGCGAAUUUUCAGGGAGUCCUGCCAAAAGAGGUGGACAGUAGCUCGGUAGAUAUGAUUCUCAAUGGUUGUUGGAAACCAGUCGAUCUCAAUGCAGCUAUGAAAAUUCUCGAAAAUCAGGCGACACGCCAAUCUCUCACAACAGCUGACACCAUCAACCAAAGAUGGCCAUUGGUUAAUGAUCCCAAACGUGCCAAACACCUUGAAAGUAUUCAGUUCAUGUUUCAGUUGCUUCUAAAGAAUAAGUGUCUUGCUGAUGUUCACGUUCAGACCGCGAUACAAGCAGCCAUGGGUGAGCUCGAGAACCUUGCGCCAGGUUUGGAAUUGAUAGAUCAUGGGCUGGAUAAAACACCUGCUUGUAUUUGCUUCUUGGGUGCAGACAUGCUUCCGAAUAUAUUCCUCUACUUGCACAGACUCUCGAAUUUGUGUAAGUUAGGCAAAGACUCUGAGAAGACCACCUCAGUAGAUGAUACCCAGGGUGUCGACGCUCUGGUGAGUGAUGUUCUAGAGGGGAUUACUCUCAGUGACGAUUCACAUCAUCUCAUGUUGAAUGAGUUUUUGUUGACAACCGUGACUGUUUCUAAUAAAGCUGAAAAUGCUACUCUCGGUCAAGAUGGAGGGCCAGAUAAGGAUGAAUUUUUAUACUGGAUGUUUCGCCCUUCUUCGACUGAUGUAGAACCUGUAUCAUGGACUUGUAAGAGGGAAGACAGGGGCCGUCGGCGAAUGGAGAUUUUUGAAAAGCUAAAGAUGGAGAUUUAUCUCUUACGGACCCUCUGCCAAGAUAAAUUUACGCAUAAGUGCUAUAUCGAGGCUUGUUGUACUCUUUCACGUCUCUGUGAUGAAGAAAUUAGGAAAAGGGAUUACUCUGUGGGAUAUGUCGCUCAAAGUUUGGAGUCUCUCUUGAGGAAGCGGUACGAAGAGAUUGCGGUGAGAGAAGAUGAUCCAGUGUACGAGCGGACUGCUAUUUCAUUUGUUCUUGAAGAAUAUCAGGCUUCGAAUGUUACGUCCAGCAACAGGGAGGAUUUGAGAAUGCAGGACAACCUGGAUCAAGCUGACGACAGAUUAUUAGACGUAAUCGAAAAUCAAAAGCAGCCUUCAUAUAAGGAGAUGGGCAACUAUGAUGCAAUGAUCAUGCAGAAGCUUGCUGCCAUGCAGCAGUUGGAACGUGAGCUUGAGGCCAUCUCUGCCAUUGAUUACCGGGGAAUUAUGUUAUUCCUAGUGAAGAAGUUAUUGCGGGUCUGUAUUGAUUUAGUUUAAUCGCUUCAUUGAGGUUGAGUUUAAAUGUUGUUGGUGGUUAUCUUCCUUU
Magnolia sinica is the source of this 2228-nucleotide messenger RNA. RefSeq lists its product as uncharacterized. Lineage: Eukaryota; Viridiplantae; Streptophyta; Magnoliopsida; Magnoliales; Magnoliaceae. The record is from RefSeq and is a predicted model, not a curated record. Bases 317 to 2179 code for a protein of 620 amino acids. The transcript has 2 exons.